UCAUUAUUCAUCUCUGACCAUGGGAUGGACAAUGAAUGUAUCAGCUUCAUUGAGGUGCAGGUGCACCAUUCUUCUCCUGUCUAUGAUUGUUUUUGUAGCCUUUCCAGAGCAGCGAGCUAUCUAUCUGGUCUUAAUGGAAGGAGAGCCAAUAGCAUUCCACCAUGGUACAGAACUUCUUGAAGGAGAAAGGCAUGAUCCCAACAGUAAAGGUUACAGGGCUCAUGCAAAGCAAUUGGUGGAUUCUCAUGAUCAACUUCUACAGAACACUAUAGAGGUUGGGGGCUACAAAAAGCUCUACAGCUUCAAACAUAUCAUUAAUGGCUUUGCCAUCCACACAACUCCUUCUCAGGCUAAAAAACUGGAAUUAGUGGAAGGAGUGACAUUGGUAGAGGAGGAUAAAGGUGUUAAAUUGAUGACAACAUACUCACCUCAGUUCCUAGAUUUACCCAUGUCAGUAUGGACUCAAGAAGGAGGAUAUAGACAUGCUGGAGAGGGACUAGUAAUUGGAGUUAUUGAUUCUGGUAUUGAUCCAAUGCACCCAAGCUUUGCUUAUGAUCCUUUAGAUCCAUACACUUCAGAACUUCCUCGAUUUUCCGGUGACUGCGAAACUGGUCCUCGGUUCCCUUCAUUCUCAUGCAAUGGUAAGAUAGUGUCAGCAAGGUACUUCUCAGCAGGAGCUCAAUCUAUCACUCCUCUUAACACUUCAAAGGACUUUCUCUCACCAUUUGAUGCAGAUGGACAUGGAAGUCAUGUGGCAUCAAUUGCAGCAGGGAACUUUGGAGUCCCAGUGGUUGUGAAUAGCUUCUUUUAUGGGCGUGCCAGUGGAAUGGCGCCACGUGCACGCAUUGCAGUAUACAAGGCAAUAUUCCCUAGCAUAGGGACUAUGGCGGAUGUGGUUGCUGCAAUUGAUCAAGCGAUUCUAGAUCAAGUGGAUAUCAUAGUACUCUCCCUUGGACCAGAUGCACCUCCAAAAGAAACACCAAUCUUCUUAAAUGUAUUCGAGAUUUCCAUGUUGUUUGCACAGAGAGCUGGUAUUUUUGUGGUACAAGCUGCAGGGAAUCGUGGCCCAAGUCCAUCCUCAAUUGUGUCCUUCAGUCCAUGGGUAAUGAGUGUUGCUGCUUGCAACACAGACAGGAGUUUCCCUGGUAAACUUGUUCUUGGUGAUGGUAGAAACAUUAAUGGUGUGGGACUAUCUGGGCCAACUUUUGGAAAUGGGUUAUUACAUUAUAUGUUAGUGCUAGCAAAGGAUGCAGUGAAGGAAAGUGGAACCUUCCCCAAGACACCACAAUAUGUGGAAGAGUGUCAAUACCCAGAGGCAUUUGAUCCUACAUUGGUGCUUGGUAGUAUUGUUAUCUGCAACUUCUCAGCUGGGUUCUUCAAUGGGACCUCCACUGUUACAGCUAUCUUGGAUACUGCAACUGAGUUAGGGUUCAUGGGUUUUAUUCUCACUGCAAAUGCUCUUUAUGGUGAUUUCAUUGCUCAACCAAUUCCCUUUGCCGUUCCAGGCAUUAUGAUCCCAAAAGUAGCCGAUGUGCAGAUUCUAUUGCAGCACUACGGGCAGUGGACGACCAGAGAUCAUAAUGGACGCGCCACCGAAUACAAUGCAAGAGCAGCAAUAGGAGAGGGAAGAGUUGCUUCUUUCCAAGGACGAGCACCUACUGUUAGCAGAUUCUCUUCAAGGGGACCAGACUUCAUCGAUGCCAGUCGAAGCAACCUAGCAGAUGUACUCAAGCCUAAUAUUCUUGCUCCGGGCCACCUUGUCUGGGCAGCUUGGAGUCCUAUGAGCAUCGCAGAACCCAUCCUUAAUGGUUACAAUUUUGCUCUAUUAUCUGGAACUAGCAUGGCAACUCCUCAUGUAGCUGGAAUUGCAGCACUCAUUAAACAAUAUAAUCCUUCAUGGACUCCUUCCAUGAUAGCCUCUGCAAUGUCUACCACAGCAUCUAGAUAUGAUAACUAUGGAGAACCUAUCAUGGCAGAAGGAUUUAAUAUCACUAGCUUAUAUCCCUCCACUCCUUUUGAUUUUGGGGCUGGCCUAAUAAACCCAAAGCUUGCAUUACAUCCAGGCUUAGUUUUCCCAUCAGGAUUUGAAGACUAUGUUGAGUUCUUGUGCUCCUUACCAAAUACCAACUCAUCAGUCAUUAAAGCUAUUACUGGGAGAUUAUGCAAUCACUCACUUGCCCAUUCAUUUGAUCUUAACCUCCCUUCAGUAACCAUAUCAAACUUGAUUACAUCUCAAGUAGUGCGACGAAGUGUGAAGAACGUAGAGAGUAAACCAGAAACGUAUUUAUGUGCGGUUCUCCAACCAAGAGGGGUUGAAGUUAGUGUGAAUCCACCUCAGUUUACUGUAAAUCCGCAGGGAACUCAAGACUUGGAAGUUACAAUCAAUGUGACCCAAGCGUUAAACUCCUUCAGCUUUGGUGAGAUUGUUCUAACUGGAAGUUUGGAUCACAUGGUGAGGAUACCAUUAUCUGUUUUUACUGUUCCAAUGUAACAGGGAUAAA
Messenger RNA from Telopea speciosissima, 2501 nucleotides. Its product is annotated as subtilisin-like protease SBT2.4. Gene Ontology annotation, molecular function: serine-type endopeptidase activity. The record is from RefSeq and is a predicted model, not a curated record. Gene Ontology annotation, biological process: proteolysis. The coding region runs from base 20 to 2491 and encodes 823 amino acids. Lineage: Eukaryota; Viridiplantae; Streptophyta; Magnoliopsida; Proteales; Proteaceae. The transcript is spliced from 12 exons.